Molecule: messenger RNA, 462 nt
Organism: Olea europaea var. sylvestris
Lineage: Eukaryota; Viridiplantae; Streptophyta; Magnoliopsida; Lamiales; Oleaceae
Exons: 4
Coding region: 1-462 (153 amino acids)
Source: RefSeq, a predicted model, not a curated record
AUGAGUACAAGUAUAAAGUUAGGUCAUGAUCCUAUAGGCAAGAGCAUAGACCCCUCGUUAUACAGGAGUAUAAUAGCUAGUCUACUCUAUCUCACAGCCACUAGACCUGACAUAGCCUUCAGUGUUGGCGUGUGUGCGAAAUUUCAGGUGAAUCCUAAGGAAUCACAUUUGAGUGCUUCAGACGUAUCAUUAGGGACUCUAAUCUUGAUUUGGCCGGCUACUCCAAUGUUGAUUGGGCUGGUAAUGCUGAUGGUAGAAAGAGCACUUCUGGAAGUUGUUUCUACAUUGAUGCUGAGUGAUUAUGGGAUUAGUCAAGGGACCAUGACUCUUGUUGAAACUGGUGUUGUCUUCUUAGAUCAUAUCUCUACCAAGAACCAGUUAGCAGACCUAUUUACGAAACUGUUAGAUAGGAUGAGGUUUAAGUUGCUUAGGAAAGAUGUUGGUGUUUGUGUGCCUCUCUAA